This is a messenger RNA of Corapipo altera (White-ruffed manakin), 5162 nucleotides long. It is a transcript of the gene PPP3CC, whose product is annotated as protein phosphatase 3 catalytic subunit gamma. Gene Ontology annotation, biological process: calcineurin-mediated signaling. Gene Ontology annotation, molecular function: calmodulin binding; calmodulin-dependent protein phosphatase activity. NCBI's taxonomy places the organism in Eukaryota, Metazoa, Chordata, Aves, Passeriformes, Pipridae. Bases 73 to 1677 code for a protein of 534 amino acids. The record is from RefSeq and is a predicted model, not a curated record. The transcript has 16 exons. Gene Ontology annotation, cellular component: cytoplasm; calcineurin complex.
GAGGGGGCACGGCGGUGGGGAGGAGGAGGAAGAGGAGGAGGAGGAGGAGGAGGGAGCGGUGCCACCGCCACCAUGUCCGGGCGCGGCCACAACAAGCUGCCGACCACCGAGCGCAUCGUCAAGGCUGUCCCAUUCCCUCCCACGCAGAGGCUCACCCUGAAGGAGGUGUUUGAGGAUGGGAAGCCGAGGCUCGACGUCCUCAAGAGCCACUUGGUGAAGGAAGGGCGGCUGGAGGAGGACGCGGCGCUGAAGAUCAUCAACGACGGCGCCGCCAUCCUGAGGCACGAGAAGACCAUGAUCGAGGUGGAGGCCCCCAUCACAGUGUGUGGUGACAUCCAUGGGCAGUUUUUUGACCUGAUGAAGCUGUUUGAAGUUGGAGGAUCACCCAAUAACACCCGCUACCUCUUCCUGGGAGACUACGUGGACAGAGGCUACUUCAGUAUAGAGUGUGUGCUGUAUUUAUGGAGUUUAAAGAUAAAUCACCCCAAAACAUUGUUCCUCCUUCGAGGGAACCACGAGUGCAGGCACCUCACAGAAUAUUUCACCUUCAAGCAGGAAUGUCGAAUCAAGUACUCGGAGCGAGUGUACGACGCGUGCAUGGAUACCUUUGACUGUCUUCCUCUUGCUGCCCUCCUAAACCAGCAAUUCCUGUGUGUCCACGGAGGACUGUCUCCAGAAAUCACGUGUCUAGAUGACAUUAGGAAAUUAGACAGGUUUAAGGAGCCUCCAGCCUUUGGUCCAAUGUGUGACCUGCUCUGGUCUGAUCCCUCGGAGGAUUAUGGCAACGAGAAAACGCUGGAGCAUUUUGCCCACAACACUGUCCGGGGCUGCUCCUAUUUCUACAGUUAUCCUGCAGUGUGUGAAUUUUUGCAGAACAAUAGUUUGUUAUCCGUAAUCCGAGCUCACGAAGCCCAGGAUGCUGGGUACCGAAUGUACAGGAAGAGCCAGACGACGGGCUUUCCCUCGCUAAUCACAAUCUUCUCUGCACCAAAUUACUUAGAUGUCUAUAACAACAAGGCUGCUGUACUGAAAUAUGAAAACAACGUCAUGAACAUCAGGCAGUUCAACUGUUCCCCUCAUCCCUACUGGCUUCCAAACUUCAUGGAUGUCUUCACAUGGUCUUUACCUUUCGUAGGGGAAAAGGUCACCGAGAUGCUCGUUAACAUCCUCAACAUCUGCUCCGACGACGAGCUGAUCUCGGAUGGGGAUGAGACCUUGGAAGAUCACUACAUUUCAAGCUAUCCGAAAGGUGGGACAACAGUCCGUAAGGAGAUCAUCAGGAAUAAGAUCAGAGCCAUUGGGAAGAUGGCACGUGUGUUCUCGGUUCUUCGGGAGGAGAGUGAGAGCGUGCUGACCCUCAAAGGCCUGACCCCCACAGGUACCCUGCCCCUGGGAGUGCUCUCGGGGGGCAGGCAGACCCUCCAGACCGCCACAGUAGAAGCGGUAGAGGCACGGGAAGGUAUGGCUAGAACCCGCCGAGAGACCCAAAGCAUCUCCGUGUCCAUCCGUGGAUUCUCCCCUCAGCACAAGAUCCGCAGCUUCGAGGAGGCGCGGGGGCUGGACCGGAUCAACGAGCGGAUGCCGCCGCGCAAGGAUUCGCUGCACUCGGACGGGCCCGUGAACUUGGUAACCUCGAACUCUGCGGACAAGAACGGCACGGGGAAGAAAUCCCAGUAACGCCCCGAGCGCCCGAACCCGCGCCGCUAAAGGAUCCAAAACUUAAGGAAUUUUAUUUAUUUAUUAUCGGGGGGUGGGCUGGGGGCGAGGGGGGGUUGAAACCAACGUCACCCGGAGGCACGUCCAUAAGUCCAAGUUCGCAUCCGUUCUGUAAAAGGAAGGGCGACCAUUUUGUAAUUAUUAUUUUUUUUUUUAAUUUAUGUUCGAUAUAUAUAAAAGGAGUCCAUCUUUUUUUUUUUUUUUUUUUUUUUUUUUUUUUUUUUUUUUUUUUUUUUAAUUUAGAAACCAAUCCAACUGCUAGUGCAUCCCGGGAAUGUUGUGCUGUCCAGCUGCCCCUCCCCAAGAGGCCAAACCUCUGUGGAGGUGGAGGGGGGGGGGAUUAAAAGAAACAAAAAAAAUCAGUCAAACCAGGCAACUUGGGUCGUUGGCUUUGGGACAAUUUGGAGUUGGCCUGAGCUUUCCAAAGCAGGUCCUUCCCUUCAGGACAGGGUUGGGUUGGUUUUCCUUUUCACACCUGUUUUCUUCCCAGAUUUUCCUGUUGCUUUCAAGUCCUUGCCUACCUGCAACUGCUGCUUUAGCAACCAAUUCCCUGGAAGGCACAUUGUUGAGAUCCAUCCCUUUUCCAAGGUGACAGCCAGGAUUAGCUCUGAAGGACUCCAGGGUGUUAACACCAGUCACAGCACCUUUUCCUUCAGGAAUUCAGCUUUAUUCCAGUGGAAUCCCAAACAAAAAUUAGGGGAAGGCAGGUGGGGGAAGCACUGCCCCUUGUUGUGGCUCUUCCCCCGACUCGGAGCAGCCACUUUGCUGCCCAUGCAGCAGAAUUCCCUUGGGAAUCGCUCUGAUUCAGAGCAGAGGAAUUAUCUCUGCUGUCUGAUGAUCUCUGGGAAAGCUGCCAGGCCUGAAUUUUAAAGGAAAAGGGGGUGAUUUAUAACCUGGGGAAUAACAGACCCCCUGUUGUCCCGCCACCACAGGCUGCUGAGCCCGCGGCACAUUCCCUGUUCCUGGCUCUGGAAUCGGCCCUUGCUGGUCAGUUUGGGGUGGGGCCCCCUCGGUGUCACCUCCCUGUCCCCCAGGGUGUGUUUUGGGGGGUCUUCCACUCACUGUGGUUGACUUGGGGCAUCACCCACUGUCAGCCAGUGGCUAUUCCUCCGACUCCAAAGGAGCCGUGGGCACCUCAGCCUUUCCCAGCAGCUGGAAAAGAACUGGGGAUAAGAUGUGUGGGGAUGCUGCUGGUUUCUGGGAGAUGUGGCUUGGUGCUGGUUUCAAGGCACCCCCCGGUUUUGGAAGCACCUCCCUCGGCUGCAGGGAGGGGAGGCAGGUUUGGCAGGAGGCUGGAGGAUAGAACCAGGCGGAUCCAGUGGGAAUUUUUGGACGGGCGCUUGUGCAGUGCUGGAGAGGGAUCUCCAGGGGCUCCCAGGGGACCCCCCCCGUGUGGUGCUGGGGAUUUUGGAGCGUAGAUGUGUUCCUUUUUCCUUUGGAAAAGGGUUUUGUGAGAUUCCCACUGGUCGCUUCCCUUCCCGGUGCCGCGUGAGCCGCCUCCGUUGCCCGGAGCCAAGGAAGCAAACCCCUGGCCAGCUUUCCCUUCUUCCCCACCUUUUCCCAUGCUCGAGCCUCUCCCAAAGGGAUCUUUGCCAACACUUUCUCUGGAUCUUGCUGUCUCCCCUUUGUGAUUCCAGCGCCAGGGGAAAACAGCAACUUUGCAGGAAGCUUUCAGGCUGUGUCUUAGGAUCACACCUCACUUAAUUCCACGGCGGCUCCUUAGGAUUCUGUGAGCGAACCACUGGGUUUCCACAAGUCACAUGCCUCCACUUUUCCCUCUUUUUUUCUUGUUUUUUUUUUUCCCCCCCUCUCCUGUUUUUUUUUACACGCCCACCGCUUUGCAAAAAGUGCAAAAAGAGAGGUGUUUGGAGCGAGCUUCCCUCCCCCCACCCCCCGUCCGAGGCCUGGGGCCAAAUUGCCUUUGUCUGUGAGUAUUCUUUGUUCUUUAAGGGCCUCCUUUGAUCGCCGUGAGCCCCGUGUGUGGUAUCCGAGAGCACAGACCGUGCCCGGUGCUGCCCGUGCAUGUUCGGGCGUGUUGUGCUGACCCAGGCUGGGAUCUCACCCAAGCAGCAGGUUUUAGUCGGGAGAUUUUUUGGGAUGGGAGCCCCGCGGGACCCCCCCGGGCUUGGCACCCCUUCCCCGCACAGGGGAUGGGUCAGCAGGGCCCUGCCCAUCGCGGAGGGGGGGUUUGCUUUGCUGGCAGUUUGUCUCCCCAUCCCUCUUCUCCCGCUCUGGCAUCGCCAGUUCCCCCUCCCUGAAAUCCCUGUGGACCUUGUGCUUUGUGGAUUGGGGGAUCCAGAGCCACCCCUCCAUCCCUGGGGCUCGUGGGGCUGCAGCUUCCCAGUGUCCCGGCCCUGGAGAAGGUGGCCAAGGGCUGGAUGUUCCCCUCCCUGUCCCAGGAGCCGUGUGGCAGCUGGCACAUGUGGAUGCCACACUUCCAGGUCCCCUCUUCCCUUAAAACCAGUUCCCGAGGGGGUGAGGAGCAGCAAUGGGGCUCUGGGUGCUAAUUACCCCCUCAAUUAACAACCCCUGUCCGUGCUGGCAUCCCGGUGGGAACACAGAGCUUUCCCUGCCCCAGCACCGAGAUCCCCCCUCCCCUCUUGUGGGGUGCAGGGUGAUGACAACCUCGGAGCAGAAUUCCCUGCCCUGACUCCCCCACCACGGCAAACCAAAAAACAAUCCCAAAACCCCCAAAUUCCCCCUUUUCUCCUCCCCUUUCCCCCCAAACCCAGCCCCUCAGAGCUGUGCACAUCCCAAGACCCCUCAUCUCAGAGCUCCUGCCUCUCCCUUCCCCUCCCCGGCUGCCACCUGGAGCUUGGACAACUGGGAUUCUGGGAAGCCCACCGGCCUUGGGGGAGCCCCCACCUCCCAUGGGGAGCCCCCAAAUCCAGGGAAGCCCCCACGUCCCCACAGCCUGGGUUUUUUUGCAUGUUCUAGCAAGGUGCAUGUCCAAGGAGGGGAGUCGGCAACGGGGCGGGUGGUGGGUUGAGUUCAGGCUUAAUUUUAUUUUUGGGAUUGGGAGAACCUCUCUGGCUGCCUCUGGCACAGAUCCCACCUGGCCAGGUGAGCUGGGGUGGGAUGCAGAUCCCACCAACCUCGGCCAGGGAGGACCUUAAGCCCCACAGGGGGUGCAGUGAUGGUGAUUUUGGGGUUCUCAAUGCUGAAGGAUCAUAUGCCCGUUGCCUGGAGACUGCCUCCUUUUUAAUUUUUAAUUUUUAUUUCUUGCUUUUAUUUUAUUUUAUUUUUUUUUUUUUUAGUUCUGUUGAAAGGAGAAAAAAAAAUGGUGAAAAUGUUAUUUAUUGGCAGAAAUUAUUUAAUAUAAUUUCUUUUUUUUUUUUUUUUGUGAAACAAGGAAUGAAUUUGUUAGAACUGUCUCGAUGUAAAUCGGAGUCAUCUUUAAGGAGGAAAAAAAAAAGAAAAAAAAAAGAUAAAAAUUGACACAGUCA